AUGGUGAAGAGGGAUCGAAGCCCAUCUGAGGAGGAGGACCCAGUACACCAGGUGUCUACAAGCCUAUCAGAUUCUCCAAGCAGCGAUAUGGCGCGCUCAAUAUCCGAGAAACCAGCUCACAAGAGGAAGUCGGCGGGCAAGACGCCUUCCACUAUGGAGGGCGCAGAUGAGCCUGUUAUGACCAGGCUCUUUUCGGAAAGGGUGGUGACCAUCUUCGUCGGGCCCGCCCGCAUCAAGUGGUCGCUGCAUGAGAACCUGCUGUCUGCCACGUCGGACUUCUUCCGCUCCGCGUUCAACGGCGGCUUCAAGGAGUCGACUGACGACACGCUCGCCCUGCCGGAAGAUGAUCCCGCUGCGUUCGAGCUGUUCGUCCGUUGGCUGUACGGCAAGGCGCUGAGCCCCGCGGCGGGCGGGCUGAACAACAGCACCGGCUCAGGGGCAGCCGCAUCAUCGUCAUCGGGGUCCGGCACAGCCGCCUCAAGUGCCUCCCCCUCAGCCUCCGCGUCCCUGACGAUCCUCCUCCCGCCGGACAGGUGUCGUACCACCAUCCAGGACUACCUAAGGCUGUACGUGCUCGCGAGUAAGCUGCUGGUCGAGGAGCUCGAGAACACGGUGGUGGAUAUCGCGCAGGGGUAUUACAAAGUGGGUACGCGGCGGCCGGAUAUCCGUGACGUGCAGUACGUGUACGACAAUACGCCGCCCGGCGCGGGUAUGAGGCGGUUGCUGAAGGAGAGGAUCACGUUGGGCUUGUUCAGGGGUAAGCACAACAAUCCGCUCACACCGGAGUGGAAGGAGGUGAUGAACGAGACGCAAGACCUAGGGUUUGAUAUCAUUAGUGAGAUUAGCAGCUGGAACUGGAUCAGUGGAGGAAACUGUCCGCUGAGGGCCGUCACGGGGGGUUGUGCCAGCCCUAUACUCUCCGGCCGCAUUGUGACGAUCUAUGUUGGCGCCAACGAGCAGAAAUGGAUGCUUCACGAGGAUCUGCUGGUCCAACUCUCAUCCUUCUUUCGAGCCACUUUCCGUUCUGGAUUCCGCGAGACCAGGCGCGGCGUCUUACGACUACCAGAGGAUGAUCCAUCCGCGUUCGAGUUGUUCGUUAGUUACGCCUACUCGCGAUCUGUGGGCAAGGCGAUGAACAUGGUGAAACCGCUCCCACUGCCUGAUGGCGUCAAAGUCACCGCACGCGAUUACCUAGGUCUUUAUGUCCUAGCUUGCAAGUUCCUCGUAGACGACUUGCAAAAUGAUGUGGUCGACGCUCUCUUUGACUACUACGAAAACCCCGAACACUUCCCUCACCCAUACGAUGUCGAGUAUCUCUACCACCGCUCGACUGAUGGUUCGGCAAUGCGGGAUCUUCUUAUCUGCUGCCUCGCUCGCGUGAUGUUCAAAGGCUCGCGGAGAAUGCCAGAGGGCUUACACUUGAUCCUCAACGAUAAUUCGGCGAUCGGCCGCGAUAUUGUCACCACAGUAUGGGACCGCAAGCGGGUGAAAAAGGGCACAGGACCGGAGGCUGUUGAAGCAGCGCCUGGUAAAGUCGAUCAUCUAUCAGGCCGCACAGUUACUGUCUUCGUCGGCACUUCCCAGAAGAAAUGGAUUGUGCACGAGAACGUCCUCGCACAGCUAUCAGACUUUUUCAAGGCCGCACUUCGACCCGUAUUCAAGGAGGGACAAGAAGGAAAGCUCCAUCUUCCCGAAGAUGAUGAGAGCGCAUUUGAACUGUUGGUCAAUUAUGCCUACGGGACCUUCAACAGGCUGAAUAUCAAUCACAUGCCGACGAUCUCAGCCCCGGAUGGUAAACAAAUCACCAUCAGGGAUUACUUGAAGCUCUACAUUCUUGCUCACAAGUACCUCAUCGAGGAUCUCGAGAAUGCAGUGCUCAACAAGGUCCAUGAUCAUCACUCAAAUUUCGGCAAUCAGAUCAACCCGGAAGACGUCGAACUCGUUGUGGGGAACACUCGCAGCCUGCCGCUAUGGGAAGAGGCAAUGCUAAAAAACCCGGAUCUCGCACAACACAUUAUGAUGGCGGUCUGGAAAUUUGGUGCCACUGGGAUCCCGAUAGGAAAUGUGAAAGUUGAGAAUAAAUGCAGCUUCCACAGACACGAGUCCACUGAGAAGUGCACAUGGACUAGCACAAGCUUCACCUAG
Phaeoacremonium minimum UCRPA7 is the source of this 2145-nucleotide messenger RNA. RefSeq lists its product as hypothetical. Gene Ontology annotation, molecular function: protein binding. Bases 1 to 2145 code for a protein of 714 amino acids. The record is from RefSeq and is a predicted model, not a curated record. Lineage: Eukaryota; Fungi; Ascomycota; Sordariomycetes; Togniniales; Togniniaceae. The transcript is spliced from 7 exons.